This is a messenger RNA of Dothidotthia symphoricarpi CBS 119687, 606 nucleotides long. RefSeq lists its product as uncharacterized. NCBI's taxonomy places the organism in Eukaryota, Fungi, Ascomycota, Dothideomycetes, Pleosporales, Dothidotthiaceae. The record is from RefSeq and is a predicted model, not a curated record. The transcript has a single exon. The coding region runs from base 194 to 559 and encodes 121 amino acids.
CUCUUCCGCACCAACAGACGGAACACUGGAGUACACUGGGUAGGCACAACUUUUCUCGCGGGCUCAUAGGGUGGAUUGACGGAUUUCUCCUGCAUCUACUUCGUUUUCACUCCACACGGUUUUCCCAGCAACAACAUUCUCCUAUCCCUGUAUAGCGUUUCAUUGGCGGUUGCCUCGAUCUUACACAUACACCAUGCAUUGGGCCAGGCAAAUUUGUACACAUGGCAUAGCGACACUUGUGCAUUGCAUCAUCGCAUCGGAGAUAAGGCUGGAGGAUUUACUUGUUGACAUUCAUUCUCACGCGUUGGACACGUACGUACACAUGCUUAGGUGGAUAGUUCAGCUCUUGCGGCAUGUAUCAAACGAUUCAGCAUGCGCACUCCUUCGCGGGCGACGCUUCCGCUGCGUUCCAGAGUUUAAAGUUUGUGCAGGGGUGAAGCGAUCGACUUCGGGUGACACUGACAAGUGGGGAGUGCAGAAGCACGGACGUGUAGCUUCACAAGUGGAGGCGGGGAUGCAGGUUUAUCCUCCAAUCCUGAAUCUCGAUCGCGAGCUGUAGUUGGUCUGGAGCGCAUUACAUCGCUCGAUUUCUCGACCCAAAAAAAG